AUGCCUGGUAAAAACGACGUUUCAUCUGUCAACGAGUCGUUAAUUCUGGAGAUAUGCCAUUAUGGUCCUGUCACAGCCAUCAAAGUCCAUAAAAAUUCCAUCUUCGUUGGUUAUGGACCCAUACUAAAGGUGUUUGAGAUCGAUUCGUCUUCCAAUGCCAUUACGUUGAAUUCCAGCCAAAGAGCUUUCAAGAGAAACAAAAUCCAUUCCAUUGAUGUCCUUGGAAGCAAGGUUUGCGUGGCAGGUGCUCGUUCUUUCGCAGUGGUUGAUUUGUCCAGUGGAUCUAAAAUUCAAGAGAAAGCCAUCAAUGAGUGGAUAGUUUCUGGCAAAUUCCUUGACACCAACACGCUUUUGCUUUUGACAUCGCAUAAUGAAGUUCUCAAGAUCGAUAUCCGUGACCUCAUGCAUUUCCAGUUCAAUGUUGUGGACAAAAUCCAUUGCAAUGAGAAGUCCAUCCUAUACAGUGGCUCGAUCACCAUCACCAACACGGGAAAAGUCUAUGUCGCAGCAGGAACUGUGAUGAGUGGAGUGAUUGUGUGGGACUUACAGACGAGAGAGAUUUUGCGUGUGUUGACAGCCCACGAGGGAUCCAUUUUUGGUGUCAUUAUCAGUCCGGAUGGGAAAUACAUAAUUUCGUGCUCUGACGAUAGAUCCGUGAAACUCUGUGAUUUUAGCACUGGAAAUGUGUUGGCCUCAGGAUGGGGUCAUGGAUCAAGAAUUUGGUCUUUGCAAUUUGUUUCUUUUUCUAAUGAAUCGGUUGAUAUUUUCAGCACUGGAGAAGAUUGCACAGCAAGAUUAUGGCACUACGAGGCGGGCUCUGAUUCGCUCGUUCAGACCCAGCUUUGGGACCAUUGCCAUCUGGGAAAGCACAUUUGGUCUGGAGAUAUCGACAUGGCUAAUAUUGGUGCUGCUGUCACUGGAGGUGCAGACGGAAAACUUCGUAUCCAUGAUAUUUCUGCCUUAGGAAAAGGUGUAUCCUCAUACUCUCCUCAAGACAUAACUUUCAUGACCGGUGCUGUAUUUGAAAAGAAAGAGGUCAUAAAACAAUUCGCAGAAUUGUCAGAGUGUGACUUAUUGGUGGUCGUUACAACUUUGGGAAAGGUCUUCACCCUAUUCCAGGCUUCUCAAUGGACCCAGGUCAGCAUUUCUGAAAAUGACACAUCCAUAAUUAAAGAAUCUGGAAUGUUGCAUGCAUUUUCUAGUCUCAACGCUGCAGCUAUUUUCACCAGACUAGGCGAUGUCUUGGCUUUAAGUUUUCACACCAGUGGAGAAUUGAAGUCCCUGGAAUGGAUAAAGGGUAAUGAUGAGCCUUCAAAGAAGAUUAUCAAUGUCUUGAUGGAUGAAGAUAAAAAGAAAAAGGAGUUUUAUGCUCUUCUUGAUUGUCCCAACCCAAAUAUUCCCUUUGAAGUCAAGAAGUUUGCCUUAAGAAAUGACAAGUUGACCGUCACCGCUUCCAUCGAACUCUUCAAGCCCGACCCGAAGGUUUUCACUCCAACAUCGGUUCAUUUCGAUGCCAGAAACCAAUGGCUUUUAGUUGGGUCCAGACAUGCCAACUUCGCCAUCUAUAAUCUCGCGGGAGAACAUUAUCAGCUUCCCCUGCUCGUUCGCAAGGUCUGUCCUGGCGAUACGAUAACCACUAUCUCUACAGUGAAAUCGGCCGAUAAUCAUUUGGUGGCACUACUUACUGUACGUGAUGGCACCUACCUCUACAUGUCGAUCAGCCAAGAGAAUGAAAAAUUCAUGUUUGAGAUCAUUUUACAAAACAAAGUCUCUCGUGGUAUCAUCGAAGGUGGCUUUGUGGAGAAGGAUGAUCUUUACCUCUAUGGGUUCCGGGCUUCUUCGUUCUAUCUCUGGAAUGAAACCAAGCAAAUUGAAAUCGAUCACCACCUGUGUGGUGGUGCCCAUAGACAAUGGGAAUUGAUCAGGCACAAGGGCCAAUUUGACUAUAAAUUCAUCUAUUUGAAUAAGUCCAGUUUGAUUAUGAAAGGUUUUCAUUGCAGAUUCAACGAUUCUAAUCGCGGAUUGCUUAUUGGAGGCACACAUGGUCGUGAAAUCAGAGGUGUCGCUGUAUGUCCUGUUCAAGAACAGGAUGGAACUAGACUUCUCGCAACGGCUUCGGAAGAUGCAACCAUCAAGUUGGGAAAGCUUGACUUGAAUGGUAACGUAGCAAACCUCUGGACCAUGAAUAAUCAUAUCUCUGGAUUACAGACUAUUGAUUUCAUGAAUCAGCAAUACCUUGCCAGUUCAGCAGCUAAUGAAGAACUUUUGAUCUGGAAAGUUCAUCGCAUCUCAUCCUCCGUACUUACCAUCGUUGAGCAUUCUAGACUUUCCGUUUCGGAUGAGAACCCUGACUUGAGAAUCAUGGACUUUGCAUCUCUUGAAGUGGAUGGAGGAUUCUGGGUUGCUGCUGUGUUCUCCAAUUCCAAGAUAAAGGUAUUCUUUUAUGACACCGAAAAGAAAGCUUUCACGUUGUGCAUUGAUGAUACUUACAGCACAUUCUGCAUUUUGAAUGUAAAUUUCAUCACCCACAACAACCAGACCUAUCUCAUGACUGGAACAACAGAUGGAUUUAUCACAAUUUGGGAUGUCUCAUCGAGUCUCUCAACCUUGAACAUCCACAAAUUGGAAAGAUUGGUUGUGCAGCAACAACUCCAUCAGAGUGGUGUUAAGGCUGUAACAAUCAUUCCAGCGAAUAACAAGUGGAAGUUGAUUACAGGUGGUGAUGACAACGCUUUGGUUUUAUCGAUUUUGACUCCAACCGCAGAUGGAAUUACAUUGGAGACUGUUUCCUUCGUUGAGGAUGCGGCCUCUGCAACUAUUACGGGUCUCAGCAAUGUUGGCAAUGACAAAGUCUUUGCUACUUCGGUUGACCAAAUAGUCAGACUUUGGAGUAUUUCUGAUGACACUUUGACUUGUGAUUCUGCAAGCUAUACUACAGUUGCAGACACGGGAUGUUGCGAUACUACCGAAUUUAAUGGCCAGCACCUUGGAGUUGUGGGUGGUGCUGGAUUGGGGUUGUGGACAAUUACCAAAUAG
Sungouiella intermedia is the source of this 3036-nucleotide messenger RNA. Lineage: Eukaryota; Fungi; Ascomycota; Pichiomycetes; Serinales; Metschnikowiaceae. The record is from the annotation of a GenBank genome assembly.